AUGUCCUACACUAAGGGAAGAACGACAGGUGGCGUUUUCGUUGCUUGUUUGUUGGUGUUGUCAACCGUACUCGUCGCAACUAUUGCCGGUGCCACCGAAAACAGAAGACCAAGUGUUGAACUCGAGGGUUUGAGAGCUCUCAAUUUCUUUUUGCCUGAUGCCAAAGGAGUGGUCGAUGCAGAUAUUGUGUCUUCAUUAAAGGAAGCAGUUUCCGGAGAGGAGGAAGUUGAAUUAGCACAACAAUACUUGAACUUUGCGAAGGAUGUGAAAGAUCUCUACGAUCAAAUCACCAAUGACAACAACUCACAAGAAAUUUCAGACUUUAAGAAAGUCUUGUUGAAGAUUGUCAAAUACUUGACCAAGAAAUCAAGCCAUCCAAGAAUGGACUUGUUAAAGACUCAACUCUCACAAUUCGUUAAUGAACAACAAGCUCCAUCAACUGCACAACAAGGACCAUCCCAAACGAAACAAGUAGCUGCUGAUUCCGACUCGGCUGACACUGCAGCUCUUCUCAAAGAACUCCAAGAUGAUGAAGAAGAGGCCGAUUCUGAAUGGAUCACUGUCGCUUUGAGAGUUGCUGGAGCUGCCAUGAACGUGGCCAACAACAUUGGAACUUAUCAUGAAAAGAUUUCAAAGGUUGGAAAUUUCAUUAGUGGCAAAGCUGCCAAUGCUUUGGAUCGUGUGGGUUUGAAAGGUGCUGCCUUUUUUGCUCGUAAAACUGGCACCUCCAUUUCAAACUUUUCUCGUGAUAAGAUUGCUCCUAUAGAGAAUCGUGUAGCUCAAAAGAUUGCUCCAGUGGUCAAGUCCAAACCAUUCCAAGCGGUGAGAAAGACCUUAAACGUCGUGAACAAUGUGAUUGGUGGAGUGACCUCCAUUAAGUCAGGUUUGAAUGCUGUUGGUUUGGCCCCCAACGUUCGUCUUCCAAGAAACUAUGCUGCUCUCAAAUCCAGUUUGAAAUCUGCCACUCGUUACGUGACAAGUGGAAAUUGGAGACAAAAGGCUCGACAAAUUGGACGAUUGGCCAAGAUUGGAGCACGUAACUUUAAAAGAGGAGAUUGGAAGACUAAGUACAAUGCAGUAAGCGGUUUCUACAAUGGUGCUUCCUCGUUGAAGGCUGCCAUUACAGGUAAAUCAUUUGGAUUCUCUCUCCCAGGAUUGCCAGGAAGAUGGGGAAGAAGUAAUAAUGCUGCACGAAAUGGUAAUAACAGAAGAGGAGCAAGUUCCCGACGUGGAAGAGGAGGAUGGGGUGCUUCUAGAUCAAGUCGUUACGGAAGAAACAGUAACCGAAGAGGAGGAAACUCAAGAAGAAACAGAUCAUCCUCUAGAGGUGGUGGUUUCCGAGGUGGAAGAAGAGGAAAUUCAUCAAGAAGAAGAAGCAACAACAACAGAUCAUUCUCCUCACGACGAGGUAGCAGAAGAGGUGGAAUGAGCAGAAGCUCUCGUGGAAGAAGCUCCAGAGGUUAUUCUCGCCGAUCUGCAUCCUCUCCAAGAAGAGGAGGUGGUUUCCGAGGUGGAAGAAGCUACCAAAGAGGAGGAGGUGGUUUUAGAGGAGGUAGGUCCAGAGGUGGCGGUUUCCGAAGUGGCGGUUCUUCCAGAGGUGGAAGAAGAUAA
This is a messenger RNA of Naegleria fowleri, 1611 nucleotides long. RefSeq lists its product as uncharacterized. The coding region runs from base 1 to 1611 and encodes 536 amino acids. The transcript has 3 exons. NCBI's taxonomy places the organism in Eukaryota, Heterolobosea, Eutetramitea, Acrasida, Naegleriidae. The record is from RefSeq and is a predicted model, not a curated record.